Fukomys damarensis (Damara mole-rat) is the source of this 6066-nucleotide messenger RNA. It is a transcript of the gene Ptgs1, whose product is annotated as prostaglandin-endoperoxide synthase 1. Gene Ontology annotation, molecular function: heme binding; oxidoreductase activity, acting on single donors with incorporation of molecular oxygen, incorporation of two atoms of oxygen; peroxidase activity. The transcript has 10 exons. Gene Ontology annotation, biological process: response to oxidative stress; cyclooxygenase pathway. Lineage: Eukaryota; Metazoa; Chordata; Mammalia; Rodentia; Bathyergidae. The record is from RefSeq and is a predicted model, not a curated record. The coding region runs from base 366 to 2114 and encodes 582 amino acids. Gene Ontology annotation, cellular component: cytoplasm; neuron projection.
GUCUCUGAGACUUGUGAGGCUCCCUCGCUCCUUUCCAGCGGGGUCCAGCUUCCCCUUCUGCUCUAGGUGCCUGUGAGAGGGGAGGGGGCUGUCUGGUGGCGGCAGGGUGGGCUCCCUGAAGACCCCAAAGGUAUUCUUUUGGGGUGAGCCGCAGCCUGGGAUCUAGCGUCGGCAGGGGGCAGGGACAUCUCUUCUCCCGCCUCCUCACCUGCUCUGGGCCCCUAGCUUUCUAGGCCACCACCGCCCAUACAGCCCCGCAGCUUCCUGUGGGGACCUUGCACAGGAAGUGGCAGACGCCCGGGGAAAGCCGUCUGGGCAGAGUUCCCUCUCUCUCCAGCCUCUUCAGUUUCUGGGGAUCCAUCCCGAUGCCCGGCCCUAGUGGGAAGGUCUUCCUGGUAAAGACUGCAGUGAACCCCUGUUGCUACUUUCCAUGUCAGAACCAGGGUGUCUGUGUCCGCUUUGGCCGUGACCACUACCAGUGUGACUGUACCCGCACGGGCUACUCCGGCCCCAACUGCACCGUCCCUGAGCUCUGGACCUGGCUCCGGAAUUCCUUGCGGCCCAGCCCUGCUUUCUUUCACUUCCUGCUCACACAUGGACGCUGGUUUUGGGAGUUUAUCAAUGCCUCUUUCAUCCGAGACACGCUCAUGCGCGUGGUACUCACAGUGCGUUCCAACCUCAUACCCAGCCCUCCCACCUACAAUUUAGCACAUGACUACAUCAGCUGGGAGUCUUUUUCCAAUGUCAGCUAUUAUACUCGAAUUCUACCCUCUGUGCCCAAAGACUGCCCCAAGCCCAUGGGCACCAAAGGGAAGAAGCAACUGCCAGAUGCAGAGCUCCUGGGCCGUCACUUCCUUCUCAGGAGGAAGUUCAUCCCUGAUCCCCAAGGCACAAACCUCAUGUUUGCCUUCUUUGCACAACACUUCACCCACCAGUUCUUCAAGACUUCUGGCAAGAUGGGUCCUGGCUUCACCAAGGCCUUGGGCCAUGGGGUAGACCUUGGCCACAUUUAUGGAGAUAACCUAGAACGCCAGUAUCACCUUCGGCUCUUUAAGGAUGGGAAACUCAAGUAUCAGGUGCUGGACGGGGAGAUGUACCCACCAUCAGUGAAAGAGGCGCCCGUGUUGAUGCACUACCCAAGGGGAAUCCCACUGCAAAAACAGAUGGCCGUGGGCCAAGAGGUGUUUGGGCUGCUGCCGGGGCUCAUGCUCUACGCCACACUCUGGCUGCGUGAGCACAACCGUGUGUGUGACCUGCUGAAGGCAGAGCAUCCCACCUGGGAAGACGAACAGCUCUUUCAGACCACCCGCCUCAUCCUGAUAGGAGAGACCAUCAAGAUCGUCAUCGAGGAGUACGUGCAGCAGCUGAGUGGCUACUUCCUGCAGCUCAAGUUUGACCCUGAGCUGCUGUUCCGAGCCCAGUUCCAGUAUCGCAACCGCAUUGCCAUGGAGUUCAACCACCUCUAUCACUGGCACCCACUCAUGCCUGACUCCUUCAGGGUGGGCUCCCAGGAGUACAGCUAUGAGCAGUUCUUGUUCAACACCUCGAUGCUAGUGGACUACGGAGUCGAGGCCCUGGUGGACGCCUUCUCUCGCCAGAGAGCUGGCCGGAUUGGUGGAGGUAGGAACAUAGACCACCAUGUUCUGCAUGUGGCUGUGGAGGUCAUCAAAGAGGCUCGAGAGAUGCGGCUACAGCCAUUCAAUGAGUACCGCAAGAGAUUUGGCAUGAAGCCCUACACCUCUUUCCAGGAGCUCACAGGGGACAAGGAGAUGGCAGCUGAGUUGGAGGAGUUAUAUGGAGACAUCAAUGCCUUAGAGUUUUACCCAGGGUUGCUUCUUGAAAAAUGCCUACCAAACUCCAUCUUCGGGGAGAGUAUGAUUGAGAUUGGGGCUCCCUUUUCCCUCAAGGGACUCCUAGGGAAUCCCAUCUGUUCUCCAGAGUACUGGAAGCCAAGCACAUUUGGUGGUGAGAUGGGCUUCAGCAUUGUCAACACAGCCACACUGAAGAAGCUGGUCUGCCUCAACACCAAGACCUGUCCCUACGUUUCCUUCCGAGUGCCCAGCUCCAGUCAGGAUGAGGGGUCAGCUGUGGAGCGACCAUCCACAGAACUCUGAGUGGGGCAGUAAAGUGGCAUUCUGGAGGGUGGAACUUUGUGCUGGUGAUUCCAGAAUGCUGAGACCAGGGUUGAUGGUCUUAAGUGUUGGUUUUCUGGUUUGGCACUGUAAGCGUUAAUUUUGACAUUUAGAACUUUGGGUGUCUGGAUCUGGAGUAUUGUGAGCAUCUUCUGGUCACUAUAGAAUGCUGAAUUCCAUGUUAACCCUUCAGAAUGUUAGGGGUGGUUGGUUCUCGUUGGACUUUCUAGAACACCGGAUUCCUGGUUAGCAAACUAUAAUGUCAGAGUUCUAGUUGAUUUGAAAUGCAGACAUUCUAGAAUAUAGAGUUCCUGGUAAACUCUCCUAAAAAGUUAAGGGGUUCUUAUUUUGUAUUCUAGAAUCUGGGUGGCCCUCCAGAAUGCUGACGACUACCUUAAUUGGUAGUUUGGAAUGUUGUGCUCAUGGUCAAUGAUCCAGAACAGAGGCUGAUAGGCCAGAUCAGUCCUGAGCUAAGUGUCUAGAAUGCCAGUGCAAUUCCCUUUCCUUCCUAGGGAAAUAGCUAGGGGACAAAAUAUCCUAAUUACCAACAAGAAUGUAUUGCUUGAAUCUGUUCCUACCCUGAAAGGUAAUGAAGUAGGGUGUUCUUGGGACUCCCACGUAGACCCUGGCCCAAGGAUAGGGAGAGAAUGGAAGGGCUUUUCCAUGCCAUUUGUUGGAAGCUGCCAGAGCUUUGUCCCAUUUCACAUCUUGACUUGUGGCAGCUGUCAUGAAGCUAAUAAAAUUAUCUUUUCAAAGUUGCUUGCUAUGUAUAUCUUUUGGUUCCAUCUCCAAAUGCGAGACAUCACUGAAGUGACCUUUCUCCUAGCGACAAGCUAGGCAUGCUACAACUCAGCAUGAGACUUUGAGGGGAUCCCUAGGGCCCGUCCUGGAGCACAUGUUUCACUGCUGAUGCUUCGUUUCUUCUUAUGGAUAGGCACUGCCCUUUCCUGGCUGCUCUUCUAAAAUACCCACUUCUCCAAGUCUGCAGAUGUAGCAUUCAGUUCUUACCAGCUGGUUAAAACAAGUCCCUUCCUCACAGAGCAGACAACAGAGACCAGGGGCACCUGUGGAGGAGAGUGCUAUAGUGCACCAAUGCGACACCCUCAAUUCUCAUUUAAUUUUCACACCAACAGUAUGAAGUGGUGUGACUCCCAUUUUAAAAUGGAGGAAACUCGGCCUCAUAGUGUCAGGUGACUUAUCUUCCCCAUAGGUGCCAGAGCCAGGUGUGGAACACAGAGUUCCCCUGUCCCCUCUCACUUAGACUUCGAGCUGGGCCUGAUUUUGCCUCUCUGGCUCAGGAUCAAAGACAAGGUGGGGUGUAGUCUCCACCUUACAUGCCAGCUGCUCACUUGGUCACACGCGUUUACUUUCCCAAGUGCUUACUGUGUGCCAGUUACCGCGACGGGCUUGGGAAUGCAGCUGUGAGUGAUCAGUAUAGAUAAAGCUUCUACCAGUGUGGAACUCACAUUCCCAGUGGGGUUAAAGAGACGGUAAAUAAAAACAAUGAAGCAGGAGAAAUGCUGGUGAGCCUGACUUUUGUUUUCACUCAGUUUGCUUGGUCGGCCCCAACUUCACUCCUGAGACCAGAGUAGGGGCUCUGGGAUCUGGCAGUCCGCCUCCUUUUCCUCCAUUCGCAGCCUGAGAUCCUUUUCCCAGUCACACAGGCCUUUGUAUCUAGUGAACAGAGGAGCAAAGGCAGAAGGGUAAGAUAUGAGCUCGGGAAAAGGACUUGGUGCUAAACACUUUGGACAUAGCAUCCCUCAGGAGAAGCCAUGGGCAAGAAUCAAUGGGGAAUUGGGAUUUAGGCUGACCAUCUUUGGGCCUGGGCCUAUCUUACAGUCGAGAAAAUCUUUGUUUUUCCUUAGUGGAUAAAGGAAUGAUUCAACCAUUCUUUCCUGGCCUUGUGGAUGCUGCCCAGUUGCUUUGAUGUAGAAGGUCCUUUGGAUCUCGGAAGUAGGUGCAGAGUGGCUGUGUCUUGUCCUUGUUUGCCAAGUAUCUAUUUCCCUGCAUUGAAUACCCCUUGCUUUGCCAAUUUCCUUAUCUCUCUCAUUAAUUUCACUCUCAAUGGUUCAUCAAGAGCAUAUUCUGGACUAGAGAUAGGGCCAAUCCUGGGCAAUCACACACCCUGUCUGUGUUAAUUGGUCCCUGCAUGGCAUUCCACGGAGACUGAGAUUCUUUUUGGGGGGAGUACUAGGGAUCAAACUUGGGACCUUGCACUUGAGAGGCAGGCAGCAGAACCGCUAAGCUUAAUCCCCAGCCCAAGACUGAGAUUCUGGACUCUGAUUCAUCUCUGCAGCUGGGCUCUGCAAAGGCUGUUCACUAGUUCCUGCUUCCCAGAUCCCCAGGGCAGUCUGGAUUCCUGAGUUCUCCGGUUAGCUUUUCCUUUCAUCCUAUGGCCUUUAGAGUUGCUUAUGCCAGAGCUCGUGCCUGUUGUUUGUAAGCAAACUUUAAUGGCCACAGGCCCAAGGAAACAGAAAGACUAUAAUGGUUCUUGGGGAAAAUUUAAUCAAGGGAGAUGCAAUAAAACUACUGUUUUGGAAAAAGCAGCCUCUGGUGGGUACACAGCAGAGUGGAGCAGGAAGGACAGGCUGUGGCCGUGUUCCAACCCAGAGAUGCCGACAGCUGGGGCCAGAGAAGGGCUGUGGUGAUGGUGGGUGGGAUGGCUUCCCAGGAGGGCUCCUCUUUUGAGUGCAGAGGCCUAGUUUAGGUGGACUUUGCUUGGCAUGGACAACAGUGCAUGGAAUUUUUGCAGCUGGAAACCUGUCACAUGCACCAAGAGGGUUCCAUCCGAGUGAAGGGUCUUUACUGUUCAUACUUUGAAAACCCAUUCCUACAGUUUACUUUGGCAGGUGUGAUGGUUAGUUUUAUGUGUCAAUUUGGCUAGGUGGUAGGGCCCAGUUAUUUAAUUAAAGGACUAAUCCAGGUGUAGCCAUGAAGGUAUUUUAUAGACAUGAUUAAUAUCUACAAUUGGUUGACUUUAAAGAUUGCCCUUGGAAACAUGGGUGGACCUUAUUUAAAACCCAAUGAAAGGGCUUCAGAACAAAAACAGAUUUUCUGAAAAAUGAGAAAUCCUUCACAAUUGCAGUGUCAGCUUCUCGCAAGUUUCCAGCCUGCCAUUCUGACCUAUGGGUUUCAGGUUUGCCAACCCUAGAAAUUGUGUGAGCCAGUUCCAGUAUAACUAUACAUGUGUGUGUUUGUGUGUGUGUGUGUGUGUGUAUAAUGUAUUCACAUUCAUACUGUACAGGUUCUGUGACUCUGGAGAACUUGGACUAAGAGUGCAAACAACAGAAUUUUCUCUAGCCUUCCUGCUUAAGCAGGAAGAGGUUUAUUAGAGGACAUAGUAUAACUUAUGGAGCCAUUGAGAGGGUCAGAGAAUUAAACUUGAGGCUAUGUGCCUAGGGUCAGUGGCCACUGAUCCCACACAGAUACCUCUGCUGUUGCUACCUGUUGCAGGUAUGUCAAACCAUCCCUUUUCUCCCCCAAACCCUACUCCCGCUGCUCUCCCCAACUGGCAGCUAUAGUUACUUGCCAGAAAAUGGAUUCUACAUGGUAUCUACUUCAUUUUCCUGUACUGAAAAUUAUGUUUAUUUUGUAUUUGGUCAGUGGAGCUUGGCGCAUAUGUCUGUCCUCCCACUUCAAGAGAGGGUGGUAAAGUGAGUUUCCUGGCAUGAGUCUCAGAAAGGGGGACCUCAUAAUGUGGAAAUUCCUUAUAUAUAGGAAAAGUGUCCAAAAGGGCUGGAAACACGAGCAACUUGCCGCAGUGGGUCUGAGUUUUUCUAGUUCUGCUUUGCUUCUGUGGAUCUUAUCUUUACUAUACUGCAAAGACCAUCAAAAUGGCAUCACUAGUGACCUGGUGGCAGCUCAAUAUAGUUGCUGAGUUUGAGGCGAGGAAGUAAAAUUAUGCUGGUAUAGAACAGCAGAGAAGCAAAGACUG